AUUUGCACCUCCUCAUUAGUGACUUCAGCCUCGCUUGAAGGGGGAGGAGCAGGUUGGCUGGCGCUGCUCUGAUCCCAUGUUGAUGUUUGUUGUUUGCGAGGGUGGCAGCACUGUGUGGAGGAAACAACAUGAACAGAGGUUUGUCGACUGACCUGCCUCCACGCUUCUAUGGGAAUGCUGGAACUUUUUAUCCCAAAAUGCUGCUGAAUGGUGAAGAUUUCCGGUGAUUAUUCGCCGUGUUGCUGUGAGACACAUGGGCAUCUGGCUAUAAUAAGGUGCUUGGUUCGCGUUGUGGGCAAAGACUCGUAGUGUCUAUUUGAACGACCGCCGCCAGUCAGGAUGCUGAAGCUCGUCUAGGAACACCCCGUCGUGCGUUCUUUCUCUGGAUUCCCCUUUUUAGCGUUUAAGUUCUUCAUUGGCGACGAGUUGCCAAUUUGAAACUCAUUUUUUAUCCUUAAACUUCUAAAAAUGGUGUUCUUCGCAUUGUCCUCGGCUCGUCACAAACCUGGAUAACGAAAGGAGUAGCUACGUGACAACACCCCAGCACGACGACCAGCACUUUCCUUCGAGGCACAUUUGCCCCGGGAUUUAUUAAGCUGUGGAGAUUCGAAUAGGCAAUUGAUGCAUCUCGGGGUAUCUGAGUCCAUGAGAGAGUGUGAGUACAGCCAGAUAAGCACUCGCAGCUCUACACCAAUGGAGACCCCUUACAAGAAAAGAACCCCAAAGAUGAGGAAGUGGGAGUCCUUCCCAGGUCGGAAUAAAUUUUACUGCAAUGGAAGGAUUAUGAUGGCCAAGCAGACCGGGGUUUUCUACCUCACCCUUGUCCUCAUUCUCGUGACUUGUGGUCUUUUCUUUACUUUUGAUUGUCCGUUCCUGGCGCUGCAGUUGACCCCAGUCAUCCCAGUCAUAGGCGGUGUGCUGUUACUGUUUGUGUUGGGGACACUCCUGAGAACCAGCUUCAGUGACCCAGGGGUGCUGCCCAGGGCCACCCCAGAUGAAGCAGCUGACCUGGAGAGGCAGAUAGAUGUGGCUAAUGGCACUACAGGCUACAGGCCUCCUCCCAGGACCAAGGAGGUAGUCAUCAAUGGCCAGACAGUCAAGCUUAAGUAUUGCUUCACCUGUAAGAUCUUCAGACCGCCACGUGCUUCUCACUGCAGCCUCUGUGACAACUGUGUGGAGCGUUUUGACCACCACUGUCCCUGGGUGGGGAACUGCGUGGGAAGGAGGAACUACCGUUUCUUCUACAUGUUUAUCCUAUCGCUGUCCUUCCUCACCAUCUUCAUCUUCGCCUUCGUCAUCACACAUGUAAUUUUACGCUCCCAUCGAAGCGGGUUUCUUAACGCACUUAAAGAUAGUCCUGCCAGUGUGCUGGAGGUGGUGGUGUGUUUCUUUUCUGUCUGGUCCAUAGUGGGCCUCUCAGGCUUCCAUACCUACCUGAUCAGCUCCAACCAGACCACCAAUGAAGAUAUAAAAGGUUCAUGGUCUUCUAAAAGAGGGAAAGACAACUAUAACCCCUACAGCCAUGGCAAUAUAUUCACUAACUGCUGUGCAGCACUGUGUGGACCCUUGCCACCAAGUCUCAUUGACAGACGAGGCUUUAUCCAAUCAGACACGCCACAGCUGGCACCACCAACCAAUGGCAUCACUAUGUAUGGCGCUACCCAGUCUCAGCAGAGCCACAUGUGUGACCAAGACCAGUGCAUUCAAAGCACCAAAUUCGUUUUGCAGGCCGCCGCAACACCUCUCCUCCAGCAGCAGAGCAGCCAGCCAGUCAUCCUGACGGCCUCCCCUGAAAAUGGAGGCUCUCUACCUGGCCGCACCUCCCUCACCCUGGGGGGCCCUUGCACCUCACUUCCCCUUGGCCAGCCCACCCCUCCGACGUCCACCCCCAGCCUCAGCUGCCACGAGGCCACGGACAUGCUGCCAAUCCAUGGACACAGCCACACACACAACCACAGCCACUCCCUCCAGGAGCCUGUGGCCCACCACCACUAUCUCACCCCAGAGGAAGUGCCCUCGCCGCCAGGUAUGCUUCCCUGCGGCAGCCCCCUGGGUCACAGCCAUACUAUGCAGGCCGGCUUCUACAAUCCAGCCAGCCAGGACUCGCUACACGAGGACUCUGUCAGAGGAUUGGUAAAGCUCAGCUCUGUCUGACAAUGGGAUAUAUGCCCCCCUCCUCCCGCUUCCUCCUGAAAACAUGUAACCCACAAAACUCUUUUGUGCCACGUUUGGACCAGCUCGUUCUCCCUCAAUUAGUUUUCCUUUCUCUCGUUGUAUGACUUGACAACUGAAAAAGGCUGUGGUUUAAAUUCAGCUGCUAGAAACUGAUUGGAAUGUAAUUGAACCGAAGUGAAACCAGUUGUCCUCAGCCAAUGUCUUGCCAAACCUCUCCACUGGAGCAGGGAGAGAUGUUUUCUAGUGCAGUGGCCUGUAUGACAAAUCAGACAUCCGCUUCUCUAUUCUUCUUUUUUUAAAUGGCUUAUUCCAUUAGCUCCUGGAAACUGGACAGGGGAGUUUCUUUUUCAAAGUGGGAUAUGUCUGUGAGCCAUGUCGAUCAAGAAAAGAAGAUUUUGACGGUUCAGACGGUUUGGUAAAAUUUAUUUCUGUCAAUGGAUCAAAGGUCUGACAGUUUUUUUUGUAAAACGAACUUUAGCCUAUUUGCCUGUUGCUGAUUGGACAAUGACUUUUGCCUUUUUUCUGGGACAUUCUCAGCAGUGCAAUGGUUGAUGUCAUGUUGCAUAUCAUCCUGCUUUUUCUAUGUUAAAAAACAAGACUGUUGUACUGUACCAUGGUUAUUACAAAUUAUAUUUCCUGUGGAUAUUAAUAAAACACUAACUUUUUAUCAGAUAAGA
Etheostoma cragini (Arkansas darter) is the source of this 2852-nucleotide messenger RNA. Its product is annotated as probable palmitoyltransferase ZDHHC14. The coding region runs from base 622 to 2154 and encodes 510 amino acids. Gene Ontology annotation, cellular component: Golgi apparatus; endoplasmic reticulum. The transcript is spliced from 10 exons. Gene Ontology annotation, biological process: protein targeting to membrane; peptidyl-L-cysteine S-palmitoylation. Gene Ontology annotation, molecular function: protein-cysteine S-palmitoyltransferase activity. Lineage: Eukaryota; Metazoa; Chordata; Actinopteri; Perciformes; Percidae. The record is from RefSeq and is a predicted model, not a curated record.